Messenger RNA from Chaetomium globosum CBS 148.51, 1419 nucleotides. RefSeq lists its product as uncharacterized. Lineage: Eukaryota; Fungi; Ascomycota; Sordariomycetes; Sordariales; Chaetomiaceae. The transcript has 2 exons. The coding region runs from base 1 to 1419 and encodes 472 amino acids. The record is from RefSeq and is a predicted model, not a curated record. Gene Ontology annotation, molecular function: acyltransferase activity, transferring groups other than amino-acyl groups.
AUGCCGGAAACAGAGGAGUACCAACUUCGCCCGCUGGGCUGGGAGAACGACCCGGAGGUGGAGAGGCUGAGGUUCUCCAGCCUCGAUUACCUCGCUGCCUGUACCUACAACAGUUACGCUUUAUUUUUUAAACUGAAAGAUGAAGAGAGGGCCAAGACUCUCGCCGUUUUGAAAGAGGGCCUGGAAAGGACAUUGGCACAAUGCAGGCAGCUGGUCGGGACAAUCGAAAAGAACGACGACGACGAUGACCACUCCUUCGUUAAGAAGCGAGACAGCACCGUUAAAUUCGUUGUCAAAUACUUCGAGGAAGAAGACGACACACCCUCCAUGUCGGACAUCGAGAGGGCUCACUUUGCCUCGUCCUCCCUCGGAGACACCGGCCGGUUUGUGGUUGAGGGUAUGUCAUAUGGCGAGAAACCCGAGUGUUUGCCAAGCACGAAGCCCGUCGUUUCGGCGUUCCAGGCGAACUUCAUUACUGGCGGGCUCAUUUUUGUCGCCAACACCCAUCACUACUCCAACGACGUGAUGGGAUGGGCCAACUUCGUCUAUCAGCUAGCCGACAACUGCAAUUCCAUCGUCAACCUGACCGCGCCUCCCUCAUGGGACUCAGCGAACUUAGAUGCAACUCGGUUCACUGCCUCCGACUUCCCUUCUGCAUCAAAGGUUGACGGUCCCACGUCCCCGGAGCGCCAUCCUCUGUUGCGCGAGCAUGCUGCGCUCUUGUUCCACCUCCCCAAAAGCAAGGCCGAAGAGCUAAAGGGGCUCGCUACGCCAGCCGGGCAAUAUCAAACUAUCCCUUGGGUUUCGACUUACGAUGCCUUUUCAGCCCUCCUAUGGCGCGUCAUUACCCGGCAUCGCGUUGCUCUUUACAACCCGGACCUCGACGAAACACCCACCCUGAUCGAAGGACGCAACUUGUUCUGGGUGGCGAUCUCAGCGAAGUACCCGGAUCCCCUCACUAUCAAGGAGAUUGCCUCCCUAGGAGACGCGGUCCCCCUUUCUCUUCUGGCGACCAAGAUCCGCGGCAUGACUAACAGUAUGGACCAAGCAGCGCUGGACCAGGUCCUUGCCAUGCUGGCUCCCAUUCGUGACAAGACCUGCCUGUUUUCGAGAGUUGACUCAUUCCCGCCCCUAACGGUGGUUAUCACCGACUGGCGGUUAGCUGCCGUGUGUGAGAAGGCUGACUUUGGCUUUGCCCGGCCAUGCGCUUUCCGGCAUUUCUUCGAUGCCGUAUCCGAGGGUCUGAUUGUGGUCUAUCCACCUCGCAUGUUUGGGAGUGAUACCGAUGAGGGCUGCGAGUUUGUGGUCACGAUGGAGAACGAGAUUGUGGAGGCGGUCUUGGGUGAUCCGGAUAUGAAGAAGUAUUUCGAGUUCAGAGGGUACGAGGUGAAAAGGGGCGUAGAGAGUUCGUUGGGAUAA